AUGGCGGCGGCGCUGAGGGGGCGGCGGGAGCGGAGGGAGCGCAGGGACCGACCCGCCCGCCGCGCCGGCCGCGCGCACACUGAGGCACCCGCAGCUCGCGCGGACUGCGGGGCCCGCCGGCCAAUCGGCGCGCGCGGCGCCUACCACUCGCCGCGCGGCCGAGGGGGAUGGGGAGGGACGGGGACGAGAAGGGCCGUGCCAAAGUACGGCGGGCGGGGGGGUGGUGGUGGUGAUGUGUCUCCUGACCCCACGGUGCGGGGGAGCGGGGGCUUCAUUCGCCUGGCUGGGCCUCCCGCACCUGAGAGCAGCUGCUCAUGGGGAGACCCGGACCCAGCUCAGGCGGGGGGGGGAAGAACCCCACCCCCGCGCGUCUCCAUGGUAACGAGCAGCGCCUCGCGUUGCCAUGGUAACGCAGGCCUUCCGGCGGCGGCCGGAAGCGGCGGGCGCGCGGGGGCAAUGGCGGCGCCCAGGGCAAUGCCGGCCGCCGCCGCCCUCACGGUGCUGCUCUCGGUCGGGGCCUCCGCGCCCGGGAUGCUGCGGGGUGUCCCCGCCGCCCGCUCCGCCGCCGUGCUGCGCCCCACCGCCCUGCGCGACGGGGAAGUUCACAGGUUGGUCACCUACGUCUUUGUCUAUGAGGACCUGAUCUCCCUGACCUGCGGUGCCGUUGCCAUCUGGUACUUUGCCGGCAGCUUUGAGAGGAACGUGGGCACAGUGAAGCACUGCUUCCUCACCAUCACCUUCUCCGUGCUCUCUGCCCUCCUCUACCUCCUCCUGGAGCCCCUUGUCUCCCGGGUGUGGGAGGUGGGAGAUGCCAAAGGAUUCCUGCCAGUGGCUUUCGCCAUGCUGGGUGUGUCCACCACCCGCUCGCGGAUGAAGAGGACUCUGGUUUUUGGGUGCAGGGUUCCAGUGGUGCUGGUGCCCUGGUUUGUGCUCUGCGUGGCGUGGUUUAUCCCCCACUCUUCUCUCUUGGGUAACCUGUGUGGGCUCCUGGUUGGUGAAGCCUAUGGUCUUGGCUACUGUUUCUGCCUGGAUUUUCCGGAGUCAGUGGGCUCUAAGCUGGACCGGGUGUUCCCUUUCACUCUGCUGAAGAGGAUCCCAGGGCUGAAAUACAUCCCAGGGUCCUUAGCAGAGAGAAGAGCCUCUGACAGCACCAAGUAAGUACAGGAGUUCCUGUGGGAGAUCUUAUAGGGGAAUUUUGAAGUGUGAGUAGAGGCUCUAAAUCACCUUUAAAAGCCAGAUUGCAUUUGUUGAGUUCAUAUUGUGGGUGUGGGAGGGGGCAGAGUCACCCUUUGAUGUUACACUGGUGACAUUACUGGGACUAAUAAAUUACCACUCAUUAACUCAACCAGGUCUUUAGUGAAAGCUGAAUGGAGGUGAAAGACCUCUCCUUUGCUGCAAGGGCAGUGUGUGUACACAUGCAAAGGUAUUGCAGCUCUGGCUGACAUGAAAGUUAAGUUGUGUAACUCUGCCCUGGAAUUAGGGUUUAAGGCAUUUAUUCCUGGCUGUGUGGCUCCCUAGGGUGUGAUCCCUAUCUUUAUUUGCCCCACCUCGCCUCCCAGGAAUGCUGUGAAGUGAGUUGUGUCCAAACCUAUGUAGGAGCAGAGCAUUAUAAAUCAAAGGUGCCACUUACAAAGCUCAGUGUAGACCUUUUGGUCUUUUUUAGCCUUUCAGCAGGUUUUCAGUGUCAAGGCAAUGUUGCUUUACUGAAAAAAAAAAACCUUGGGGCCCUUGGCUGACAGUUCAGGAGUGAUUUUAAGUUUAUGUAUUAUCACAAGCCAUGAGAACUCACUUGUAUUCUAAAAAGCUUGAAAAUGUAGGUCAAAUAUUUACCUGUUCUAAGGUGCCAUUUCAACUUCACAGAGAAAGGGUAGUUUUCUGUUAAGGGUUAAAUUCUAUGUAUUGUUUAAGCCCUCAGCUCAUUGUAAAGCUUUAUUUAAAGUGGAAGCAUUCCCAGGUGUUUGCAUUGCCCUCACCCGUUGGGAAGCCAUAAAACCAACCCUUGUCUGCAGCAGGAGUGUCCCU
Messenger RNA from Lepidothrix coronata (blue-crowned manakin), 2022 nucleotides. It is a transcript of the gene RHBDD2, whose product is annotated as rhomboid domain containing 2. Gene Ontology annotation, molecular function: serine-type endopeptidase activity. The record is from RefSeq and is a predicted model, not a curated record. Gene Ontology annotation, cellular component: membrane. NCBI's taxonomy places the organism in Eukaryota, Metazoa, Chordata, Aves, Passeriformes, Pipridae.